Cylindrotheca closterium is the source of this 1662-nucleotide messenger RNA. Lineage: Eukaryota; Bacillariophyta; Bacillariophyceae; Bacillariales; Bacillariaceae. The record is from the annotation of a GenBank genome assembly.
AUGACAAUGAACGCUGAGUACAUAGAGCAAUCCCCAGGUUGCAUGCGACUAUGCAAUCAAGCAGGAAAUAUUCCUGUAUUUACAACCAACGUGAAAAAGGAAGAUGUGGAUACCUUGUUGACCGAAGGGAUGACGCGACUCACCUUUGAAGAGUUGCAGCAAGAACAAGAAGACUUACACGGAGUCUCGGCGACGAUUUCCGAGGAAAAGGUGGAAGUCAAAGUCUUGCUAGAUAGACUGGACGAGCAUCUGAAUAGAAUGAAAAUGGGAACCGCGUUUGCUUGCGCCCAGUCGCUGAAUCGAGAUUUUUGCCAAAACUAUGAUUUCCGCAUGAUGUUUUUAAGGGCAAACCGAUACGACCCAAAGGUUGCUGCCAAACAAAUAAUCAGAUUCUUGGAUAUCAAAUUGGAGCUUUUUGGUCUGGAAAAACUAACUGAAGAAAUUACGCUGAAGGACUUAACUGUGGAAGACAAGGAAGACUUGCUCGCGGGAAGCUUCCAACUCUUGCCGUUUACGGACCGUGCAGGAAGAAGUAUAGUCCUGGAAAUUGCAGGACUUAGAAGUGGCAAAAGUCUUUUGAGUGAACUGAGAGCUCGAUUUUACCUCGGUAUGAAUGCAAUCAAGUCUUUGGAGAUUCCAAGUCGUGGGAUUGUGUUUAUUAGUUAUACUGCAGGAAAAUACCGAGACAAGCUGAAUGGUGCAGGCUUUGUUGAAAAUGCUAAAGUUGCCCUGUCGCUGCCGUACCAUAUAGCUGGGUUUCACUAUUGUGUGGAUGAAGCAAUCUCGGUUGCGAUUGCCAAGGCCGGGAUCACCAUAACUCCGGACAAGUUUCGCUCAAAGAUAAAAAUUCAUCAUGGUUCCCCUGUCGAAUGUCAGUAUAAUCUGUCGACAUAUGGCAUUCCACCAGAAGCGUUGCAAUUUGCAGUGAACGACAACGAAGACAUGUUGGACAAUCAUCUAAGCUGGUACGAAGAUUGUCUCCGGCAAGAGUCCACAGUUGAAGCAUCAUCACUGAGAGAUCCAAACAAACAUGAACCAAAUACGAAUGAUGUUGUUUUCAUUGGAAAAAAGACAAAGGGCAAUGGCAAUGAACGUUUGCGACGUCUAGCAUUGCGUCAUUCCAGUCCAUACUCUUUGGGAGGCCCCAAAGAGAAGAGAGAACUAGUGGACUCCAUGAUAGCUGAAAUCAAGCGAGGUGGAGGCAGAUUCCUCAAGCAAGACUCGACCGGUUUAUGGUGGGAAGACGUUCCAAUCAGCGAAGUUCGCGAAAAGAUUACUCAAAUGUUUCGGAAUUUGCGUCGUCCAAGCGGAUCGCAACAAAGGGCAGCGGCGAAUACUGAAACGGGAGGUGGGCGGAUUACUGUGGGUGAACCGACUGAGAAUGAUGUCUUGUUUGGAAGACAGUUCAAUCAGGCAGGAAACCUGCGACUUCGAGAACUUGUAGAGGGAAUGGCCUUGGAAUACGAUGCGUCCAAUAGAGGUAAAAAGAAGAAGCUUGCAGAGUCCAUAGUGAAGGAGAUCAAGGGCACUGGGGGAAGAUUCCUAAAACCGAUCAAGGACGGUGGGCAAUGGGAGGAGGUUUCCGAUGUAGCAGCUGGAAUCAAGAUUGCCACACACUUUCGCAACUAUCGAAGGUGCCAAAAGCCAAAAGAUACUAUCUAG